GGCAACACUCUCCGACUGCCAGACGACUGCAGACAAUGUCGCUCCCAUUAAUAAUUUACUCUAGCUAAUAAAAUCUACUUCUGUAGAGCAAAAAAAAGGCUUCAGAAAAACAAUCAGUAAUAACUACAUUUCUUGUAAAUGUAUAUACUGCACAGUUUGAACAUCAACGCAAGAGCUGAUGUUUGGUUUUCAGGCGGCCGGUUCAAUGGGAAUACGGCCGUAAAUCUAUAGACAUCAACAGUUAAAUAUCCAUUGUAAACAUUUCACUUUGGACUAACUAGCAUACUGGCCAACAGGGGAGGGGGAUUCUAUCAACGUAGUGACCCAUUUUUUCGACAUUUUAGUUGAACAUUGGUUUGAUGGCGUGCAGUGAACAUGGACGCACGGAGCCCGGCAACUUUUAGCAUGGUGGAAGAGCAUGGUGAUCGUGGGCCAACUUCACCGCCGCGGCCAGUAUCGUGUUUGGAAAAAUGUGGCGCGUGCGGAACAAAACUGGUGCCAGAUCGAAGUCCUCAACUUUUACCGUGUUUACACUCCUUGUGCCAGCAGUGUGUCCGCGUGGAUCGCAGAGAAUGUCCAGUGUGUGCUGCGGAAUACUCGCUUACCGAAGUUAUCGAUGAUCUCUUCUUCAAGCAAUCCCAGCAAAGUACUCAGUGUGGGGGCUGUUGGGAGGCAGAAGUGGGAGGCUGGUGUGUGGAGUGUGGGGAGGCACUCUGCCCAGAAUGCAUCUCUGCCCAUAAGAGGGUCAAGAUGACCCGAGAACACACCAUCCUGUCAGAGAGGCCUGCUACAGUCUCCGUGCCGACAGUGUAUUGCUCGACUCACAAGGAGGAGCGGGUGGAGCUUGUCUGCCAGACGUGCGAUCAGCCGACCUGCCGUGAAUGUCAGCUGCUUUUUCACCGGAACCACAGGUUCCAGUUUCUCCAUGAAGCGGCAGCAGAGGAGAGGGAUCGGAUCAGAUCUCUGAUGGACGACCUGAGGCUGAAGAAACGUGCAGUGAGGACGAGCCUGUCGGACCUGGACACCAGGCUACUGGACCUGAAGGACCUGCAGAACACACUAAACGAUGAACUGAAGGACACGGUCCUGGGCAUUCGGCAUGCACUGCUGAAGCAAGCCACGAGCCUGUCUCUGGAAGUGCAGAACCUGUGUGGUUUGGAGAAAAAGAACAUUCUGGAAAGGCAGGAGGUGCUGAAGAAGCUAGAAGAGCGGCAGACCUACCUCCUGACUUUCACAGACCGAGCCCUGGACACGGAGGGCUUCUUGGCACCAUCAUCCUACACACAGAAGAUUCAGUCGCAGCUGCAUGAUGUCAUGUCCCAAGACGUCUCCCCAGGAGAUGCCAUGAUGAAUUUGACCUUCCACUGCGCACAGGACACCUACAGUCAAAUGGCCGCAUUUGGUAAAAUCGUGACUGAAACGGUCCCAUUUGCUUGUACAAACAAUGAGAAUGCUAUCCACAACAAAAACCAGAGUUUCUCAACUGCCAAAACCCCAUCUACAUCCUCCCUCAUGCCUCUUACAGACAUUGACAACUCUCUCGCUUCCUCUCAUAGCCCUGCUGCUUCCUCCCUUAACCUUCCUUCUGCUUCUUCCCAAACUUCAACAACUUUAAACGCUGAUCCUUAUACUCACAAUUUGACACAACUUUCUUCUCACAGCACUCCCACUCCCACAUUUGGUUCUCCCCAAAUUCAAACAGCAUUCUCCUAUAUCUCAACUACUUCCUCUUCCAUCCCUCCCACUUCCUCUUCCAUCCCUCCCACUUCCUCUUGCAACCCUCCAAUUUCCUCUUCCAUCCCUCCCUCUUCCAGCCCUCCCACUUCCUUUUCCAGCCCUCCCACUUCCUCUUGCAACCCUCCAACUUCCUCUUCCAUCCCUCCCACUUCCUCUUGCAACCCUCCAAUUUCCUCUUCCAUCCCUCCCACUUCCUCUUCCAGCCCUCCCACUUCCUUUUCCAGCCCUCCCACUUCCUCUUGCAACCCUCCAAUUUCCUCUUCCAUCCCUCCCACUUCCUCUUCCAGCCAUCCCACUUCCUCUUCCUGCCCUCCCACUUCCUCUUCCUGCCCUCCCACUUCCUCUUCCUCUUACAAUAGUCCUGUUCUUUUCCAGAGGCUGUGCCCUUCUUCCUUCACCACUCUCACGACUCCAGCUGUCUCCCUCACUCAAGUUUCACCAAACACUUCUUCCCAGCAACUGAUUCUGCUUUACCUCCUUUCUUCCUUACCUGUCAUAACUGUACCUCUCUCCUUACCUGUCACUCUGUAUUCUGUCCCCGUAAACUCUGUCCCUGUAGUCACCAACCCUCUUAUGCCAAAUGGCAAAGCAAAAAACCCAGACAGUCCUGCCGUCCAAACUGCUGCCAACAGCCCCUGCAGCCAAACAUUACCAACAGCUUCUCAGGCGGUCAUUCUCUCAAACGCUCAGGGUUUGCGUGAAUGUCUGGUGUUGGACCCAGUCGCCGGUCUUGCCUCGCCCACAAAGGACCAGACUCCCCGUGGAAUUUGCUUGACAUCUCCUGUGAGAGCGCUGGCGGACUCUCCAUGUGAGAGUGCUCCCCCUGCCGGUCAUGAGCAGGAGCAAUGCGAGGACCCUACUGCCGCUGAAAAUGAGCCCACGUCCACCGUGGCCGAGGCCGACAGCCGCGAGUCUACUGGGGAUCCCGGUGAGGAGGCGACGCCUAAACCCGAUGCGACUUUGGCAGGUGGGAUAACCGCUCCCAAAGCCAUCGACGACUCGCCAGUCGACGGGCUGUCGGUCAGCUCCUUGCAUUCAGCUGGGGUAGACCUUCAGAUGCUGGCCUGCUGCCCAGGUGACACGGGAUCAGAGCCCCAAAACCCGGCCCAGGUCGUUUGUUUGGACCAGAGCGACCUCUUCCUCUGUCCUGUGGAGGAAGAUUACGACGAGUUGGAUGCUGCAGAUGUAGGUAAUAACCAGGAACCCAGGACGUCAAACAGGAGACCUGCACCUAUGUCCCAUUUCAAAAAGCUGCCAGACUUUGUGUGCCAGUGGGUUCCUCCUUCCUGGAAGAAGAAAUGUAGGAAGAAACGAGCAAAACCCUUCGCCGUGAAUACCGUGCGCAACUCCACUGUGGCAAAGAUGGACCGCAGGAAGACCUGUGAGGUGUCCAUUGCGGAGGUAGGGAAGACCGAUUGCAAGAAUGUGGAGAACAGCGAAGUGGACGGUCGAGUCAACGACUACAGGGAGUUGGAUGAUUGCGGUGAGGUGGACAGUGCUGAGGAGACCGAUUACAAUGAGGAAACUGAUGACAGCACCCAGAUCAGUUACGCCGAUGAUAGCGACGGCUCGGAUGACAUCGAGGAGUCUGGCAGCUGGGAGACGAACGAAAGCCAGAAGACCGAAGACUUUGACACCGAGAGUGUUCAGAAACCCAGGGAAGAAAACAAAAGCCACUCAGUUCCCAAAAUUUCUUUGGUACGGCUGCCUGUCUCCUUCCCCCUGCCGGGUGGCCCGCUACCCCAGUUCCGCCUCACCCUUGGCACCAACGGACAGGAAGUUCACCUGGAGCAGAUCCCUGAGGAGGGCCAGUCAUCAUUCGCAAAAUGUUCAAGUGAAAAGUUGGGCCGCAUCCGAUGGUCUUUGGAAAGGAAAAGGAAAGACCUUCCCCUCGACUGUACAUCCAGCCCAGUCAUGUCCAAAAGAGCCAAAUCCAUCAGUGUGCAGGGAACCACGGAGGAACACCUCUGGAAGAUCUCGGAGGAGAUCAGGGAGGAGUGUAAACAAACGAGCCCGGAUGAAGACCGCAUCAAACACAUCCUGAAGGAGACCUUCAAGACCAGAAGGGCCUGGAUAGACUUACAGCCUCCCAGCAAAAUCCUGCCCAUCUGCAAGCCCUACCCGUGUUUCAGACUGGGAACCUUUAUCAUGUCGGAGUUCGCCAUGCUGUUGGGGGAAAGUAAAUUUGAUGCCAUUCCGCAGAGAGCUGACAAUUUCCUCAGUAUAAUGGAGUCUAUGAUGGGAAAACAGAAAGAGGGUGAGCUGAGAAUGCUUCCUGUCCUCUCAAUGAUUGAGGAAAACACGAAGUUUGAAAGGGGAAAUUCAGAGUCUGUCAUUACUGUAUGCAAGGACGCGUCUCUCGAUGACGCGCAGCUGGAGUCCCGCGAGACGGAUCCUCCGCGGCUCGUCCUUCACGUCACCGACGGCCGCCUGCUGGACUCCUUCAUCGUGGGGGACGCCAUGACCGCUCGCGCCCAGGCAAACACGGUCCUGGAGGCCGUAAUCACCCUGCUGGGAACGUACUAUACGUUUCAUCUGCAAUAUCCGCGAAUAUACUCCCAGGCACUUGGGUUCCUGCAGCAGCGUAUGCUGGGCGAUACGUACAUGGGACCGAAAUCAAACGGGUUCAAGUCCCUCUCUAAACAGUUUAUAAAGUACAAGAAAAAAGCUAUGGGCUACCCGAACGAAAACUCUUCGAUGUUUGCUACAAGUGCAUGA
Molecule: messenger RNA, 4455 nt
Organism: Conger conger (European conger)
Lineage: Eukaryota; Metazoa; Chordata; Actinopteri; Anguilliformes; Congridae
Exons: 18
Coding region: 376-4455 (1359 amino acids)
Biological process (GO): positive regulation of DNA-templated transcription
Cellular component (GO): chromatin; nucleoplasm
Molecular function (GO): zinc ion binding; ubiquitin-protein transferase activity
Source: RefSeq, a predicted model, not a curated record